This is a messenger RNA of Paramuricea clavata, 159 nucleotides long. NCBI's taxonomy places the organism in Eukaryota, Metazoa, Cnidaria, Anthozoa, Malacalcyonacea, Plexauridae. The record is from the annotation of a GenBank genome assembly.
AUGUUGACGCAAAGUCUGGAGUGGAUUGCAUCUUACAAUGUAUGCUUGAAGAUGAAUCAUGCAGAUCUGCUAACUUCAGAAAAACUCCGACUUCUGGAGGAGAAGGAAAUUGUGAGUUACUCAAAACUGUUGAUUCAGAAGAACCGCCAGGGAGUUUAA